This is a messenger RNA of Megalops cyprinoides (Indo-Pacific tarpon), 786 nucleotides long. It is a transcript of the gene mif4gda, whose product is annotated as MIF4G domain containing a. The coding region runs from base 67 to 735 and encodes 222 amino acids. The transcript is spliced from 6 exons. Gene Ontology annotation, molecular function: RNA binding; translation activator activity; protein binding. Gene Ontology annotation, biological process: regulation of translational initiation. Gene Ontology annotation, cellular component: cytosol. The record is from RefSeq and is a predicted model, not a curated record. Lineage: Eukaryota; Metazoa; Chordata; Actinopteri; Elopiformes; Megalopidae.
GUAAGCAGGGAGUGAUGGCAACAUCUCUUUUGCCUGGCUGAUACUGACAACUGUCAUUUGCACAGCAUGGAGAACUCUUGUGAUGAGGAUUAUCGGAUACAGUCUUUUGACAUGGAGACUCAGGAUCUACUCAAAACAACACUCAAAGAUCCGAGCUCAGUAGAUCUGAAAGAGGUGUCUAAAAUCAUCGUUGACCAUUCUCUAAAGGAUCGAGCCUUCAGUAAAGAGGCAGGCCACAUCUGUUGCAACAUAGUCCAGGUGGAGGCCCAGCAGACCAGUUCUAGUGUGUUCCGAUACAACCUGCUGAACUGCCUGCAGGAGCAGUUUGAAGCCAGAGAGGAGACACGUAAACGCUCGGUGCAGGAGUGGGUGUGCUACGUCACUUUCAUCUGCAACAUCUUUGACUACCUCAAGGUGAACAAUAUGCCGAUGUUGGUCCUUGUAAAUCCUGUGUAUGACUGUCUGUUCAGACUGGCCCAGGCUGACUCACUGUUGAAUGAGGAGGAGGUUGACUGCCUGGUGGUGCAGCUGCAUCGGAUCGGCGAGCAGCUGGAGAAGAUGAAUGGGCAGCGCAUGGACAAGCUGUUUGACCUGCUGCGCGACGGCUUCCUGCUGCAGGAGGGCCUCAGCUCCAUGUCCAGGCUGCUGCUCCUGGAGAUCCUGGAGUUUCGAGCCGGAGGCUGGAGCCUCAGCAAUUCCGCACACCAGUACUACUACAGUGAGGUGGCUGACUGAGGCCUACUGGAGCCGGGGCAGAGGAGAAAAGAGGCGGAAUGGCACAUGCAG